UGUGCGGCAAGGCUUCAAAUUCAUCCAGUCGCGUUAACUCGCAACACGUUGAAUACGUACGUAGAAUGAGAAGUGUGAUAGUGUAUAGUGUGGCGGCAGCAGUGCUGUUGCUGGUGGUGGCCGUAUCGGAGGCCCAGAUUCAUCCGGACAUCAUUGAAGAUGCUCAUCUAGACUCGAUUGGUCUGCUGCGCAAGUAUGGCUACCCGGCCGAGGAGCAUAUCAUCGAAACGGACGACGGCUAUCUGCUGGGCGUGCACCGUUGCCCGGGCAGCCCGCUGUCACCACCGGCCCCGGGCAAACCGGUCGUGCUGCUGCAGCACGGUAUGCUGAGCUCGUCCGCCGACUACAUCCUGAUGGGGCCAGACACCAGCCUGGCGUACAUGCUGGCCGACGCCGGGUACGACGUGUGGAUGGGCAAUGCGCGCGGCAACCGGUACUCGCGGCGCCAUCGCUUCCGCAGCAACACGACGCAAACGUUCUGGGACUUUUCGUGGCACGAGGUCGGCAGCAUCGACAUCCCGAACAUGAUCGACUACAUACUGGUGCGGACGGGGCAGCAGUCGCUGCAGUACGUUGGCCACUCGCAGGGUACGACCGCGUACUGGGUGAUGAUGUCGCAGCAUCCGUACUACAAUCGGCGCAUCAAGAGCAUGCACGCGCUGGCGCCGGCCGCCUACAUGCACAACACGCGCAGCCCGUACGUGCUGUUCCUCGCGACCUUCCUGUACACGACCGACCUGAUGCUGCAGAUGAUGGGCACGUGGUGGUUCGAGCCGACCAACGAGAUGGACAUCCAGGGCGGGCUGCAGAACUGCCACGACGGUGCACCGUUCCAGGACAUGUGCUCGAUCAACACGUUCCUGAUUGCGGGCUUCAACACGGAGGAAGUCAACUCGACCAUGCUGCCCGUCAUCCAUGCCCACUCGCCCGCCGGUGCCUCGACGAUGCAGAUGAUCCACCACGCACAGACGAUCCGGUCGCGCAUCUUCAGACAGUACGAUCACGGGCCGAUGAACAUGGUCCGUUACGGGCAGCUAACGCCGCCGGUCUACAAUCUGGCCAACGUGCAGGCACCGACACUGUUCUACCACAGCACGAACGAUUGGCUGGCCACACCGGCCGACGUGGAGCUGCUGUAUCGCGAGCUGCCGAACGUGGUGAAGCGCUACCUGGUGCCGCUGCCAGCCUUCAACCAUCUCGAUUUUGUGUGGGCCAUCAACGUCCGAUCGCUGCUGUACAACGAACUGCUGGCUGAUCUGAGGGCGUACGUGUAAAAGCGGUUGUGGAAAUACAUCCUCGAUUGAUGCACCUGCUUUUUUGCAACGAAGCCUGUGAAGAUUGUAAAGAGACUGUUUAUUGUUAGCAAUACUGUAAACUUGAAUAGACUAAGCUAGAUUCUUA
This is a messenger RNA of Anopheles merus, 1401 nucleotides long. RefSeq names its product lipase 3-like. Gene Ontology annotation, biological process: lipid metabolic process. The coding region runs from base 66 to 1274 and encodes 402 amino acids. The transcript is spliced from 3 exons. Gene Ontology annotation, molecular function: hydrolase activity, acting on ester bonds. The record is from RefSeq and is a predicted model, not a curated record. Lineage: Eukaryota; Metazoa; Arthropoda; Insecta; Diptera; Culicidae.